AUGCCUUCAAUACGCCUUCAUUCUAAACCCUCAUCGCCCCCAAAAACAGAAACCACUUCCUUUCCAAUCACCAAUCCCCUUCCUCAACUUCUACAAACCCCGUCAGGCCUCGCGCUGCUCGAGCUCCAAGCCACAAUCAAUCUCCCCUCAACAGAUCAAGAUGAAUACGACACUACACCGACACCUCAAUCGCCAAAUGGUGCAUCCUACGAAACCCCGAUCGGCAAACUCAUGUUCCCGGAUUACUCUGCUCUGAAUCCCGAUGAUACCAAGUGGAUGAAGCGCGCAUACCUGUAUGUGGGCCGGUACCAGCGCAUGACUGGGGAAGUGAAGAAACUGCUCAAGCCGAUUGCAUUAGUACAGAAGCGAGCUUCUUCUUCCACAGAGAUUGAAGAUUUGGAGGUUGUGGAGAUAAUUCGGUAUAAGAUCUUCUUCAAGAAUCGACCGGAACCUGUGAAUAAUAUUUGA
Penicillium pulvis is the source of this 468-nucleotide messenger RNA. Its product is annotated as Ctf8 family protein. Gene Ontology annotation, biological process: mitotic sister chromatid cohesion. The transcript has a single exon. The coding region runs from base 1 to 468 and encodes 155 amino acids. The record is from RefSeq and is a predicted model, not a curated record. Lineage: Eukaryota; Fungi; Ascomycota; Eurotiomycetes; Eurotiales; Aspergillaceae. Gene Ontology annotation, cellular component: Ctf18 RFC-like complex.